CGGCUCUCCAGCCCCUCCGCCUUCCUUCUGCCGCCGGAGCAGCGCCAUGGCCAAGGAAGGAGCCCAGAAAGCCGAGGAGACGGAGCAGAUGAUCGAGAAGGAGGCGCCCGAAGGCGGCGGCGGCGGCUGCAACGGCAACGGCGGCGGCAUCAGCGGCGAAGGCAACAGCGGCGGCGGCGGCGGCAGUCCAAAAGCCGGGGAUGCCAAGGACAUGCGAGCCGUGGUGCUCUCCGCCUUCGGGGGCCUCAACAAGCUCCGGGUGUCUAAAAAAGUGAUGCCGGAGCCUCAGGAAGGAGAGCUGAAGAUCCGCGUGAAAGCCUGUGGCUUAAAUUUUAUUGAUCUGAUGGUUCGCCAGGGGAACAUUGAUAACCCACCCAAAACACCACUUAUACCUGGAUUUGAAUGCUCUGGAAUUGUAGAAGCUCUGGGUGACAAUGUGAAAGGUUAUGAGAUUGGAGACAGAGUCAUGGCCUUUACCAACUACAACGCCUGGGCUGAGGUUGUAUGCACACCCGUUGACUUUGUGUACAAAAUUCCCGAUGACAUAAGCUUCUCCGAAGCGGCGGCUUUUCCUAUGAACUUUGUAACUGCAUACAUGAUGCUCUUUGAAGUUGCCAACUUGCGAGCAGGCAUGUCAGUGCUGGUUCAUUCUGCAGGGGGCGGAGUGGGACAAGCUAUUGCUCAACUCUGCUCAACAGUUCCCAAUGUUACUGUCUUUGGAACGGCUUCUUCCUUCAAGCAUGAGGCCAUCAAAGAGUCUGUCACCUAUCUGUUUGACCGAAAUAUGGAUUAUGUCCAAGAAGUUAAAAAGAUCUCCGCAGAUGGUGUAGACAUUGUCCUGGAUUGCCUUUGCGGUGAAAAUACUGGUAAAGGCCUCAGUCUACUCAAACCACUUGGGACUUACAUUUUAUAUGGCUCAUCAAACAUGGUUACUGGGGAAACCAAAAGUUUCUUCAGCUUUGCCAAAUCAUGGUGGCAAGUGGAGAAAGUAAAUCCUAUCAAACUCUACGAAGAAAACAAAGUCAUGGCUGGAUUUUCUCUGUUGAACCUGCUUUUCAAACAGGGCCGAAGUAGCCUUGUCACUAAAGUAAUGGACAAUCUCAUAAAACUUUACAACGAGAAGAAGAUCAAACCAGUGAUUGAUUCACUGUGGGCACUGGAAGAGGUGAAGGAAGCAAUGCAAAGAAUCCAUGACAGAGGUAAUAUAGGAAAAUUAAUUCUGGAUGUGGAGAAGUCACCUACUCCUUUGAUGGCCAACGAUAGCACAGAGACCAGCGAAGCUGCCGAAGAGGAAGAAGACCACGAGGGGGACAAUGAGAACAAAGAGUGUAUACCAUUCAUCCAACAGUAGUUGGAAAAGGUGGGGAUGAGAGCUGGAAGAGUUGAUAAAGCAGAAGAAGGGAAGACAACUGGGGAAACCCAUUUUGUGCACCAAAUGCUCUAGUACAGUGUGUGCUGUUUUGUUUUUCCUUUUGUCUGCAGUCAGCUGAGCUAUCAGGUGUUGGUCAUUGAUGUUUUGAACUGAAGUGCCAUUCUGACUUUCCCAGUAUUAUGACAUUCCAUCCUGUGGUCUCCAGUUUGCCUGUAAAAGUCUUGUUGAAUACCUAUCAAAAGCCUUAUUAUCAUCUACAGUGAUAGGAGACACAAACAUAUUUCCAUGUUGAUUCCCGAGGCAAAUUUUCAAGCCACUUUGAUAGAGUUGAGAUUGGUUGGUUUUGGAAAGAGGAAGGAGGUUAGGUUCUGUGGACAGUGUUGUAGUCCAUAUGUACAAUAGUUAAAGACAUGCAUAGCCUGGACUCUUAUUGGCAUUUUCUUCUCUUAAAACACAAGUAUGCAAUUUGUAGCCCAGACCAACCCCUACCUAUUGCCAACUGUAUUUAGGCAAUUUUAAAUUAAAAUGGAAAUUCACUUUGAUGUGGUAGUUAAAGCAUCAGGCUAGAAACCAGGAAACUGUGAAUUCUAGUUCCACUUUGGGCACCAAACCACCCAAGUGACAUUGGACGGGCCAGUCACUUUCUCUCAGCUCUAGGAAUGAGGCAGUGGCAAACUACUUUUGAAAAACCUUGCCAAAAAGCCCCCUGCAGGGACUUGCCCAGGCAGUCUCUGAGAAUUGGACACAGUUGAACAGAAGAAAAACAUGUGAAAAUUAGCAGUUUGGUAAUAUGGGGGGAUAUGCACAGAAAUCUAUUUAAAAUGUAUUUGCUUUCUCUUUGGUGACACUUAACUUUUCUCUCUCCUCAGCCCUAUGAAAUGUUCCGAUUGAUCCACAGGCAAAUGUUGUGCUCGUGAUUUAUAAUAGGUGGGAAAGUUAGUACAAAUAGACCCUCUCUGUUGAUAAACUGAUACAAAGCCUUAAACCAGUGGUUCUCAACCUUUCUAAUGCCGCGACCCCAUAAUACAGUUCCCCAUGUUGUGGUGACCCCCAACCACUUAUACAUCACCGGGUGCCAGGGGCGUGGCCAAAGAAAAGGGGGGAA
Molecule: messenger RNA, 2477 nt
Organism: Crotalus tigris (Tiger rattlesnake)
Lineage: Eukaryota; Metazoa; Chordata; Lepidosauria; Squamata; Viperidae
Gene: VAT1L
Product: vesicle amine transport 1 like
Exons: 9
Coding region: 47-1351 (434 amino acids)
Molecular function (GO): oxidoreductase activity; zinc ion binding
Source: RefSeq, a predicted model, not a curated record